Morone saxatilis (striped sea-bass) is the source of this 6246-nucleotide messenger RNA. It is a transcript of the gene fbxo7, whose product is annotated as F-box protein 7. NCBI's taxonomy places the organism in Eukaryota, Metazoa, Chordata, Actinopteri, Moronidae. The record is from RefSeq and is a predicted model, not a curated record. The coding region runs from base 136 to 1626 and encodes 496 amino acids. The transcript has 13 exons.
AGAUUAUGAGCACCGGAAGUACCGUGUGUGUGUGUCGGUGUGUCGCUCCCGGUUCGGUUGCUGUUUACAGCGAAAUGAGUGCGAUUUAACAGAGAAACCGAAUAAAACCGGUGGAUAUAAAGUCAGUAUUCACUCAUGAUGAAGCUGCGGGUUCGGAUCAGCAGACGGACCCUCAGGGUGGAGCUACCGGGAGAGGAACCCAGUCUGAAGGAGCUGAUAGAUCACAUCCAGGACACGGUUCUGUCUUCUCACGGACUCAGUGCAGACACAGAGUUCAGUUUGUCUCUGAACGGCUCCGAGCUUCUGACAGACUCGGGUCAGACUCUGUCGUCCUGCGGCAUCGUCUCCGGAGAUCUGAUCUGCGUCAUCCUGCCGGAACCUGCCGCCGCCGCCGCCGCCGCCCUGCUGAUUCUUUAUUCAGAGUCUGUAGUCUGCGUCCUUGGAUGGUCCUCUGCUGAGUGUGACUCAGAGCCUGUGUCAUGUUUCCCUCUGUGUGUUUUUGCAGGUUGCUUUAAGGAUGACCGCAUCGUGUUCUGGACCUGGAUGUUCUCCACGUACUUCAUGGAGAAGUGGGCUCCUCGACAGGACGACAUGCUGUUCUAUGUUCGCAGGAAGCUCGCCUACGUCAGCGCCGACAACAGCGAGGGCAAAAAGGUGGAGGUGGAGGUUUACAGGAGAGACUCCAAGAAGCUGCCCGGCCUCGGUGACCCAGACAUCGACUGGGAAGAGAGUGUCUACUUGAACCUCAUCCUGCAGAAGUUGGACUACGUGGUGACGUGUGCCGUCUGCACGCGCUCAGACGCAGGAGAUAUCCACAUCCACAAGAAGAAAUGUCAGGAAGUGUUUGCGUCUCCCAGCAAACACGCCAUGGACAGCAAAGGAGAGGAGUCCAAGAUGAGCUACCCGAACAUCUUCUUCAUGAUCGACAACUUUGAAGAGGUGUUCAGUGAUAUGACGGUGGGCGAAGGGGAGAUGGUGUGUGUGGAGCUGGUGGCCAGCGAUAAGAGCAACACCUUCCAGGGAGUCAUCUUUCAGGGCUCGAUCCGCUACGAGGCCCUCAAGAAGGUCUACGACAACCGGGUGAGUGUUGCUGCUAAGAUGGCCCAGCGGAUGUCUUUUGGCUUCUACAAGUACAACAACAUGGAGUUUGUGAGGAUGAAGGGUCCGCAGGGCAAAGGUCACGCGGAGAUGGCCGUCAGCAGGGUGCCGACAGGUGACACCUCGCCCUGUGGCACCGAGGAGGACCAGGUGUCACCCAUGCACGAGAGGGUGACGUCCUUCAGCACACCUCCGACCCCAGAGAGGAACCGUCCUUCCUUCUUCUCUCCAUCUCUGAGACGCAAAGUUCCCAGAAACAGGAUCGCAGAGAUGAAGAAGUCUCACUCUGCCAACGACAGCGAGGAGUUCUUCAGGGAGGAGGAAGACGAAGAUCUUCACACCGCCACCAACCUCCGCUCUCGCUCUCUGUCGGGGACCGGCCGCUCUCUGGUCGGCUCCUGGCUCAAACUCAACCGGACCGAAGAUUACUUCCUGCUCUACUCCCACCUGACCUACGUCACCCUGCCGCUGCACCGCAUCUGCGCAGACAUCCUGGAGGUGAGGCAGAAGCCCAUCCUGAUGACAUAGCAGAGCUGGACUCCCCCUCAGAGCAUCACUACCAAGUGCCUCCUGCAUCAGGCCACUGAGACGACAGCGGCGCCCCCCGGUGUCCGGAACCGAGACUGACAACCAAACACCUGCUCCAGCUGGACGCGAGUCCGUCAGAGGGACAAACAAAAACCAGCCAUUCGAGAAGUGCCUCUUCUUCUUCUUUUCAGUUCCCCGCUUGUGUCCGAGUGGUCAUCUCCGCGGGAACGGGCCCGGCGUCGGGAUCACAUGACCUCAGUGUGAGAAGGCAUUGGCUGAACUCUGACCAGGAAGUGAAGAAUGUGUGCUUUCUUGUAAAUAUCCUGCUGCUUUACUCACUGAGACGCCUCCGAAGGUUCUGCUUUCAACCACACGUUCUGCUCGGCUCGUCGUGGACUUUAUUUCCUGUUUCUUUUUUUUUAGAUAUUUACUACGACACGAAGAGUUAACGGGAGGUGAAAAGUGUUUGUUUUUUACGAGAGGAAACCGUAAACGUAGACAGCUUCACUCUUAACAGCAGCCGGUCAAAUCAUCUCGUUUAUUGAGACAUUGACUAACAGGAAGUGGACGACCAGUUCUUUUUAUUCAGAGAUAUUUUCAUCAAUUACUCGUUUUAUCUCUGAAGUGUCAGAACGGGAUUUUCUUGUUGAUUAAAAACUGUUCCAGAAGUGCUUCAGUACCAACGAAGAGAAGCACACGCGAGAACAAACCAGCAGCUACUUCAGUGUUUUUGUGAUAAUCAGCUGAUUCUUUGUGCUCUGAUUAACUAAUGAAAGUCAGUGUUUAAUGAACAUUUCACACACAAUUAGGUACAAUAUUGAUUACUUCAAAGGAAGCUGAUCGAUAAUAAACCAAAAUAGUAGUAAAAAGCACUAUUUUAUCCUCAUAAAUGAACCUUUUCUCACUUUAGUCUCUAAUAUUUCGAGCUACAAGUUUAAGUACAAGCAAAUAUUCAAACUCCAAUUGAACUCAAAUGAUUGAUUAGUUCCUGUCCAUCGACUAAAUCAGCUGAUUGUAUCAGUUGUAGCUGGAUGUUUAACCACUGAUUCAAAUAAAUAACCACAGAAACCAACAGGAAGUAACAAACGGAGCUCGAGAGACGUUAUUGUUAUUUUAGCUCCUCCCGUCUCGUAGAGGGCGGGAAACGACUUAAGAAGGGUCAAUUAGUUUCCAACUAGUAAAUAAAUUAUCAACUAUUUUGAUAGAUUAAUAGUUUUAAGUCUUUUUUGAAGAAAAAAAAAGUCAAAAGAGAUUUCAGCUUCUCAACGUGAAUAUUUUCUGCUUUCUUUUGUCCUCCGUAAACUGAAUAUCUUUGAGAAACGAGACAUUUGAGGACGUCAGAUUGGGCUUCGAGAAACACUGAUCGACAUUUUUUACCAUUUUCUGACCAAACAAUUAAUUAAUGGGGAAAAUGAUCGACAGAUUAGAGAUUAAUCGUAUCCUGUAAAAUACGUUUAAAGGAGCUCAAAGAAAGUGAAGUUUGGACUACAGACACAGUUCAGUCCCGACUGCUGAAGUACUGACGAUCUUUUCUGUUACAAACUCUGAAAGUUGUUAUUUUUACGUUCGUUUGGUCGCUCUGGAUUAUUUUGAAUUCCAAACACGAACUCCUGACGGACGCGACCCAGAGCCGACGGACCCAUCGGCUCCACCGUGUCGGAUUUUCACCACAAAAUAAUCCAGCUUUGACUUUUUACUGCGACUCGCAAAACUGGAAGUGACUUGAAAAAAAAACAGAACUGCUGAACGUGAAGAUGAUUUUAAAGGGAAUUUAAAAAAAGCCCCAAAAAUAAAAACUGGAACUCUUCAUUAAAAAAGAGGAAGUUCCAAAAGGAAGCGACGUGAUUGGCUGAAGAUGUUUGUUGUUACAGUGACUCGUCUGGUUUUUCUCCCUCUGUGCUCCUGAAGCCUUAAAUCUUUCUGACUGUACGUAACUUUAAUGUUUCUUCAUGUUCAUUUAAACGAACAACCAGCCGAGGCUUCCGUAGGUCAGAGAUUUCAUGAGGCAGAAAUCAGCCGAUGUGAUCAGAAAUAACAAAAACAAGUUCCCGCAGUCUUUAAAAAGGAUUAAUCAGCUAAUUUCUGUUUUGUUUGCUUAAAAAAAUACUUUAAUAUUAAUUUAACACUUAAAAUUAUUUGUUUAUGACUUAAUUCUCAAAUAUAACCGUAAGAAAAUAUUUAAAAUUACAGUAAGAAUUCAGAAUAUUGAAGAAUAAAACUCAUUUUACACGAAAAUGUAACAAACUUUUUCAUAAAGUCGAACCUGAAUUCUAAUAUUAUGAAUUCUUUAGAUUUUCAAAUGUUCAAAUAGUAAAAGAGAAAAAAAAAAUCACAAUUUAAGAAUAAAAAAUUCAUAAUCACAAUAAAACUAAUUUUACGAGCAAAAAUUUAGAACGAAUUUUUCUCAUUUACUUGAAACUUCUAAUAUAUCACUUUAAAAAAAAACAUCUUUCUCUUAAAUUGUGACUUUUUUUUUUAUCUUUGAUCAUAUUUCACCACUUUUGGAGACUGAAAAUCAUAAACUCUAAAAUAUAACCACAAGAAAACGCAGUAAGAAUUCAGACUAUAAAAAAAAUUAAAUAAUAAAACUUAUUUUAACGCAAAAAUGUAACAAACCUGAAUUACAAUAUUAUAAAUUCUUUUGAUGUUGAUGUUUCAGUAGUAAAAUGUAUGAAGUUAGUCAUAAUGACAUUAAAUUAUAAAUUAUUUUACGAGUAGAAAUGUAUAAGAGAAAGCACUUACAAUAUUAAUAAAACCAUAACUUUUACUUGCAUAAUGACUCAUUAAAUUUGACUUUUAAAUCACAAAAUUCCAACAUUUUUCUGAAAAUUUUAACUUUUUUCUAAAAAUCUGAAGCUUCAUUUCUUUAAUUGUGAUUUUUCAAUAUUCAGACACCUUGUAAAAGGGUUUUCUUGAAAAAAUAAUCUGUAAAUUACUUAAAUUAUUUACUGAUUAUUGGGGUUGUCGCUGAUUUCCAAAUUUUAUUCAAUUUAAAAGAAAUUUCAGAAUAAAAUGCAGAUUAUUGUAAAUACAUUUGACAUUUUUAAAUUUAUGGACCAAGAAAAAUAAAACUGGACCAUUUAUAACCUCCGUACUAUUUACAUAAAGCACAGAACAGUAGGAGGAUUGCAACUAAUAAUUAUAUGUAUUAUUGAUUAGUCCGAUUGAUCCAGUUAUUCGUUCAGUUUAUAUAAAUGUCUUCAAGUAUCGAUCAUCAAUAAUCUGCAGAGGAAACUGUUGAAACAGUCGCUGAUUUCUGUGUUUCACGAGUCGACGUUUGAGGAGAAGUCAGCCAGCUGUUGUUGUUGUUAUUGAUCAGUUAUUAUCAGUGAUUGAUUUGCACUCAGAGACGAAGCCAUCCUCGAUCAAAGUCAGUCCGCAGUGUUUUUCCUCCCGGUGAAACGUUCCACGGGGCACUUCCUGUUUCAGUUGGACGAGCCGAUCGUCUCCUCAGUGUUAUUGAUGUAGUUUGUAGUUCCUCCGGCUGAAUGUAUCCACGCUGAUCAAUAGCAGACGGCUUUAAACUGAGAAACAUUUGACGAGACAGUUUGCACUGUAAAACGCUUUUAGAACCUUUUUGAAACCGGUUUGUUGGAACCUUUUUGUUCUUACGUCAGUUUAACGCGCUCAUCAUGGCUUUUGUACACGGACACAGUUAAUGUGCAUGUUCACUCAUACACUUCUGUUUCAGACUCUACGUACAUUUUACUGUAUUUAUUUAUUGAAAUACACAUUACCAGAAAAACUGACUGUGCCUGUGUUGUUGUUUUUAAUUCCUCCACAUUACAGUUCAUGACAAUACUUAGAUAUGCGUUGCUAACUUAAGAUGUGAAUAUAUACAUUUUUAUCUAACCAUUUUUAAAAUCUGAUGUAGAUAAAUUUUGCUUUAUUUAAUAGUCCUUCCACCUUUCCUGUACUUAGAUAUGCUCAGGACGAAGUUUACAACGCUUGCUCAACUGUGAUUGGAGCACAGAGCAAAAAGCGGCGGGACUUAAGAAGGGUUAUCAUUAAGUAACAUUAAUAUUUAUUAGACUAAUACAGAGAAAGAAAGAUUGGAUAUAACCUCGAAUCAUCUGCAGCUCAGGUUAGCGAAGGUUGAUGAAAACUGUAAUUACAAGAAAAUAUAAAGUUAUUCUUCUUUUCUUGUAAUUACAACAUUAGGUGUCCAAUUAUUUGUGAAUGUACUGAGGUAUUAAUUAGUGUUAAACUCAGAUUUAAAACAUGAAAUAUUCUGAGACAUUUAGCUAAUUUACCCAUUUCUAAGUUCAGCAGUGAAUCUUUAAUCCUAAAUAAAGCUCAAAUUAAAAAAUGAAUUCAAAAGCAGCAGGCGUGGUGGUUUGUUUCCUUUUAUUCCCCAAUAAAUGUCUUUACAAAUGUUCUCAGACGAUGACAGCAUGCCUCAUCUCGAAGGCCGAACCGAAGGCCACACAAAGGACACUUGGAAAACAACAGAGUCCAUGUUUACAGGAAAUAAAACAACGGGUCAGUCUCACGCUUCCCUCCCCAACACCGUUUCCAGACGCUCUUCAGGGGAAACAUUCACACCAGGUUCAAAUCAGUGAGAGCACGACUCCUGCUCUCACAAUAAAUAGUUUCCAGAGCAAGAAAAAAACAAAAAAA